Molecule: messenger RNA, 1961 nt
Organism: Pangasianodon hypophthalmus (striped catfish)
Lineage: Eukaryota; Metazoa; Chordata; Actinopteri; Siluriformes; Pangasiidae
Gene: zdhhc4
Product: zinc finger DHHC-type palmitoyltransferase 4
Exons: 7
Coding region: 161-1189 (342 amino acids)
Biological process (GO): peptidyl-L-cysteine S-palmitoylation; protein targeting to membrane
Cellular component (GO): Golgi apparatus; endoplasmic reticulum
Molecular function (GO): protein-cysteine S-palmitoyltransferase activity
Source: RefSeq, a predicted model, not a curated record
GGACUUUUACAUUGACGCUGAGUGAAAAGGAGUCUGUUGUUUUGACUCGCUUCACCAGGCUGGUUACCUGUGGCCAAUGAAAGGAGAGCUGAGGAAAUAAACUGCCGGGGGAAAUGUGGAAGAAUGCUUUGUAAAUGAAGAAAGCACAGCGCCCAGGUAAAUGGACUUCGUGACGCUUUUCGGGAUCUAUGUGGCGGUGGUGCUCACCUGCAUCGCCCUGGUGUGCAGGUACUCAGGCCAGCAGCACACUCCCUUCAGCCGAGUCUACAGCACUCUGUCUGAGAUUGUUUCCCCUUGGAUUCCACAAUGCAUUCAGAAUAUUUUCUACAGGAGCAUGCACAGACUCUUCCACCAGAGAAACAGGUUCUUCAUUUACUUGCACCUUAUUCUUGAGGCUGCUGUGUAUGGAGAAUUCUCCUACGAGAUCUUUGGGUUCUGUUUAGAAAUGGACACCACUUUGUUUAAUGUGUGUCUUCCAUAUUUCUUCUUGGCAAUUAAGUCCUACAUAUUUUACCUGUGCUGUAGCAAAGAUCCAGGUACACUGACAAAGGAAAACCAUGCAGUUCAGCUGAAGGUGUACCAGUAUGACGACAAGUUAUUUCAAGAGGGAAUCGUUUGCCAAACAUGUCAGUUGGUGAAACCUGCCAGAUCUAAACACUGUAGUGUAUGUGACCGAUGUGUCCAGAGAUUUGACCACCACUGUGUGUGGGUGAAUAACUGCAUUGGUGCUCAGAACACUAGAUUCUUCCUGCUCUACCUGCUGAGCGUAUGCGCCAUGGCAGGCGAUAUUGCACUUCUCACGGCAGACAUGUUGUUUCAUACUGUCCUGCGAUCUGGAAUCAUGCAUGCACAUUACGUUGGUCAGCAGCAGCCUGUAGGACCACUGUUUGUCAUACAGCACCUCUUCAUGACCUUCCCCAGGAUAGUCUUCAUGCUUGGCUUCGUGGUAUUUGUAUUUUUCCUUGUAGCGGGGUAUACCAUGUUUCACUGUUACCUGGCUCUGGUGAAUCAGACAUCUAAUGAAUGGUUCAAGCAGAAAGGCCAUGGCUGCCAGUACUGCAAUCCUGUCUCUGGACAUCGAUGCCAUACUUCGUACAACCCAUUACGUGGUUUUUAUCACAGAGGAAUCCUCAAAAAUCUUGCAGAAAUAGUUUGGCCUUUAUGCCCUACUCAGAAGAAACACGAUUAGCUUUUGGUUAAAGGAGUUUGGUCAAAAAAGAAAUUUACACAAUUUUCUCCUGAGCCCAGAUGUAGUGAUACAGAGCUACAGUGUUGGCUCAUGUUGCUGACAAGUAAGGGAAGCUUAUAGCCACCAGUUUAGCAUUGUGCAAACUACAUACCUAAAUCGUUGCACAUUUGCACUGCAUUAAGUAAUCUCAAAAACACUUGCUUAUGUGGUUUCUGAAUUUGUAUGACACUUUUUUAUUUAUAAAAUGCACGAAAGGACAUCACAGAGCUGAAAACAGUAGCAGCAGCCAUCAUGAAUCCAGAAUCACCUUCCCCUUUAUUUUAUAGUUUCGUGUGACUCUGUGGAAAUAUCAGUUUUGUAGAAGUCGCAGAGUCAUAUGUUAGAAGUGAUUUAGAUAAAAUAGUUUGAUAUUUAAUUGUUUUAAUUCAGACCUAUUAUUUUAUGAAAAGGUUUACAUACAUGUGGUGUCUAAAAAUGCUAAAAAUGUUUCCUGAGGCAAUGUGUGAGAAAUUAGAUGCAGUUUGCAUAAAGCUUUCUCUUUACUUAGUUCUGUAGCUCCAGUAUAAAAAGGAAAAGCAAAUUUUGGACCCCAGACAUGUGUUGUGACUAUUUUUAGCUGUAGUAUCUUGUGAUACUUUUAAUCUGUAUGUUUUCUUUUAAAGUGAUGUUUUAAUAUCACUGUUUUUAAUACAUUGUGUUUUAUAUUGUUUCGGUGGGUGAGAUUGUUGAAAUAAAUGAUUUUUAUCUGAUGUUUAUUAAACAAGUGGCUGUA